UUUACAAAAAGAGACUACGGAUAAAAAUGCGACAACUCUGGCACUUAUUGAGGUAAUGGGAGUAGAUCUCGCUUGCGUGAAGACAACGAUGGAAAAUUUAAUGAGCCAAGUAGAAGAAAUCAGACAUUCUGGACGUGGUGGAGGUGGGAGUGCGAAUAUAAAUUUACCAGAAAACUUGAACGAAAUGUUUGAAGCAUUAAAGAGGCAAUUAGUAACGUAUGAGGUUAGGCUGGCAGAAAUGGAUUUUCGAUUUCAGUCAGAAGAACGAGAUGCAAGCCAUGUUUCUCUCACCGGCCCAAUGCCACCUUUAUCGGAUUCAUCAGAAAUCGGCAAUUUCGAGAAUGAAGAACAAUAUCAAUUUGUGCAACUUCGACGAUGGGUACAAGAACUUCAUAAUGACCAGACGAUCACAGCAAAUCAAAGAAACCAAGUGUAUACAAUAAUUACAAAUCUUCAGAGAAUUGUUUCUAUGGAAGCGAAUGAAAAUGCAACAACAAGGGCGCAAGUUAGAGCGAUGAAAACGGAUACGGAUGCAAUAAAAACCGCUGUGGUCACUCUGAUGAGACAGUCGGAGGAGCGUACGCGUGUCGCACAGGGCGGUGAAGUAGCAAAUCCAAGCGUGCCAGACAACUUGAACGAAAUGUUUCAAGCAUUAGAGCGGCAAUUAGGAACAUAUGCUGUUAACCUUGCAGAAAUGGAUUUGCGAUUUCAGGCUUUGGAAACAACCAAUUGCGAUGGUAAGCUUGUGUGGAAGAUUCGUGAUUUUGAGCGGCAUCGAGAUGAUGCAAAACGAAUUCGAGCUCUUUCGAUAUACAGUCAACCGUUUUAUACAUCACCACACGGUUAUAAAAUGUGUCUGAGGGUCUACUUAAACGGAGACGGAAUGGGAAAAAACACUCACAUCUCGUUAUUCUUCAUUCUGAUGAAGGGAGAACACGACGAACUCCUAUCUUUUCCUUUUCGCCAAAAGGUGACGCUGAUGCUUCUUGAUCAGGGACCAGAUCAACAACAUUUGCUGGAUGUUUUUCGACCAGAUCCAACAUCGAGUUCGUUCAAGAAACCGACUUCAGAUAUGAAUAUGGCUUCUGGAUUCCCAAAGUUUGUUGCACAGGAUGAUAUAAAUGGAAGCUCCUACGUGAAAAACGACACCAUUGUUAUUCGUGUAGAGGUUGAUACGACGGCUUAAACACAUGCUACCACAUUGUGCACAAAAUCAGAAUAUUCCUGUACAGAAGGCAUGAAAUUGUCAUGAAUAGAUUGUUAAUUUUUAAAAU
Messenger RNA from Styela clava, 1274 nucleotides. Lineage: Eukaryota; Metazoa; Chordata; Ascidiacea; Stolidobranchia; Styelidae. The record is from RefSeq and is a predicted model, not a curated record.